Molecule: messenger RNA, 1447 nt
Organism: Trachymyrmex septentrionalis
Lineage: Eukaryota; Metazoa; Arthropoda; Insecta; Hymenoptera; Formicidae
Product: ADP-ribosylation factor-like protein 3
Exons: 5
Coding region: 75-617 (180 amino acids)
Biological process (GO): cilium assembly
Cellular component (GO): cytoplasm; microtubule cytoskeleton
Molecular function (GO): GTPase activity; GTP binding
Source: RefSeq, a predicted model, not a curated record
GAAAUCGCUGAAAUAACGCAGUAGAUCGUUAACGCAUCUUCAUUCCAGUACCUGAAAUAUAUAUCAUCAAGAAGAUGGGUCUGCUUGCCAUUUUACGGAAAUUACGAUCAAAUCCUGAUAAAGAGCUACGAUUAUUACUACUGGGUCUGGACAAUGCUGGAAAGACAACUAUUUUAAAAUCUUUGGCAAGCGAAGAUAUUACCCAAGUAACUCCAACACAAGGUUUUAAUAUAAAAAGUGUUCAGAGCGAAGGUUUUAAAUUAAAUGUUUGGGAUAUUGGUGGAGCUCGAAAAAUUCGACCGUAUUGGCGAAAUUAUUUCGAGAAUACGGAUGUACUUAUUUACGUCGUUGAUAGUGCGGAUAUCAAAAGGUUGGAGGAAACGGGACAAGAAUUAUCAGAGCUUCUAUUGGAAGAAAAAUUACGCGGAGUGCCAUUGUUAGUAUACGCGAAUAAACAAGACCUGGGACAUGCUGUAACAGCAGCUGAAAUAGCCGAGGGACUCGGUUUACACAAUAUCAAGGAUCGUGAUUGGCAAAUACAGUCAUGCAUAGCUAUUGAGGGCAAAGGCGUGAAAGAAGGUUUAGAGUGGGCAUGCAAGAACAUUAAAAGGAAGUAAUAAACACACCAUGGAAAUUGAGAGACAUAAUUGACGUUUAUGUUACAUUAGGGCGCACGAAAGGAACAAGGCUUACACCAUCUCCAUUGUAUAUUUUACACAUGAUCUUUAUUUAUCUUUUAACUACUAUUUACAAAAAAAUAUUUAGAACAUUGUUAUAUAGAUUUGGUAUGAAUGUACGUAUAUCGAACGGGUCUACAAACCCGUCGUCAUAUCGAACAUAUCCAAUUGUCAGACUUCCGUCUAUUUUGGACUCGAGAAGUUCUAUUUUUCGCAGAAAAAAGAGUAAUAGCGAGUCCAUAAAAUAUAUACGGCAAACUCUACUUAAAUGUGCCUUCUUGCUGUUUUAAAUAUAGAUUGGAAUUUUUAUAGAUUUAUCUAGUGAGAAAUAAAAAAAUAAAGAGAUGUAACAAGAGGAAAGACACACGAUAUGUAUAAUUCAUAUAGAUACAAUUAUUAAUACAAUAUUUAUACUUAUAUGUAUAUAGAGAUUUGAGCACCAUGCAUUAUUUCACUUGCGAAGAAAAGUCGCGGAGACAGCUAAAGUAUAAUUUGCAAUAUGCACAAAAUAUCCAUAGCUACACUUCCUCUCAUCUAAAUAAACGAAUAUAUACUGUAUAUAUAAGUAAUUAAAAAAAAUUGUAAUUUGAAUAAUGUUCUCGAUUCAGCAGCUCUUUGUGAGAGAUGAUGAAAAUCUGUAUCAUUCUGGUGUAUUUAUGAUACGAUAUUAUUUUUGCAAUUGAAUCCGCUUUAAAGUUUCAUACCACAAUCUGCUUUUAAUAACUUGUUUUUAUAAAAUUUUUUCUCUUAAUGACAUUUGAACAUGAAAU